Ilex paraguariensis (yerba mate) is the source of this 291-nucleotide messenger RNA. Lineage: Eukaryota; Viridiplantae; Streptophyta; Magnoliopsida; Aquifoliales; Aquifoliaceae. The record is from the annotation of a GenBank genome assembly.
AUGGCACAACAGGUGGCGACAAUGGGGUGCCAUGGGUGCCGUGUGCUAGUGAGGUUGACUGCGGAAGGCAGGGCACGCUGGGGACAACAUGCUUGGGCACCAGUUGUAGGGGUUGAGCUUUGGCAGUUGCAAGACAACCCAGUUGGGCAUCGAGGGCGAGGUUGGUUGUGGAGUGAUCAUGGUGGAAUCAACGCCCUUGGGUGCUGGGCAAGGGUCGACGAGCGUAAGAAAGGUGUCGAUAGGUACAAGGCAUGGCCAGGCAGGCACGCAGGUAGCAACAGUGGACGGUAG